AGGUAAUUGAAACCAACCUUAAACUCUUUUUAUCUCCACCCUAAAGGUAGCCCCGAUUAUUGCUGACUUAAGCAUCGGAGUGUCUACCCCGAGUUCCACCUCGGGGCUUUACAGAAGCAAAUGUGAUGAAAGGGGUCACUUGAGUUGCAGAAGCAGAUCUGAUAAAUUUACGCAGAUCUGAUAAAUUUACACUUGAGUUGCAAAAGCAAAUGUGAUGAAAGGGGUUUAUUCGCCUGCGAAGAAGAAAAGCUUUCACAAGAGAACAAAUGAAGGAGUAGCUUUGCACAACUAUCGAGGUAUAGUACAAUGUCAGUAAUGAGUAUUCAAGAAGCAAAAAAAAAAAAAAAGUCAGCGAAACACAGAUAACUUAGUGGGGUCCACAAAUAAAAAUAGAAAAAGAGAGCACGGGACCAUGAAAGUUCAAAAAAAAAAAAGAAAAAAAAAGUAUGAGCUCGACAAACAUGGCGCCCUCGGUGAGAAUAUGAGCUCGAGCUUGAUGGUAGCAGUAGAGCAGCCCAGCUCGGCAGCAACACAACAACCCAGCUCAGCAGCAAAGCUAGGCCACAUGGCUGCCACCACCUGCGCCAUCCGCCAACGCCUUAAGCCUUCCGACCUUCCUCACCUCUCAGCCAAAAGGCGUGUUAUUGCCCUCAAUGAGAAGCUGAGUUCGAGCUUGAUGGCAGCAGCAGAGCAUCCCAGCUCGGCAACAGCACAACAACCCAGCUCAGCAGCAAAGCUCAAAAUAAUGCUCCAGCUCGGCAGAAGCGAGGCAGUUCAGCUCGGCAGCAGUAGAGCAACCCAGCUCGGCAGCAGUAAAGUUCAAAGUAAAGCGGCCAAGCACAGCAGCAACAAAGCAGUCCAGCUCGGCAGUGCCAAAGCCCAAAGCAGCACACCAGCUUGGCAGCAGCACAACAGCCUAACUCAACAGCAACCAAACAGUCCAGUUCGGCAGCAACAAAGCAGUCCAGCUCGGCAGCGGCAAAGCUCAAAGCAGUGCACUUCCAGCCCAUCUGCACAAGUUUCACCAGAUCUCAAGAAGUAGAAUCUACUACAUUUUUGCAACCCUCUGAAAACCUACUCAAAAGUCUUUUUAGCUUUUUGGAUUUUACUGUUCUUCUUCCACAGGAUUCAAUUCUAGAUAUUGGUUUUUUGCCUUUAUAACUUUGCAUUUUGGUUUCUACUUUACAUAUAUGUAAUUAAUGAAAAUUGAUUUUGAAG
Rubroshorea leprosula is the source of this 1218-nucleotide messenger RNA. The record is from the annotation of a GenBank genome assembly. Lineage: Eukaryota; Viridiplantae; Streptophyta; Magnoliopsida; Malvales; Dipterocarpaceae.